AUGUGGGCUCUCAACUGGUUCUGGAACAACCUGUUGCCUGACAACGAGUAUCGCAUUGCCAUUGUCAAGAAGAUCUAUCUGGAGCUGGAAAACCUGCCAGUAGGAGACACUUCUGUGUGUCCUCAGUCCACCAGACAAGUUCUCUUUCGUGCUGCCGAGAACUGGGGCCACCACUUGCAGCUGAGCGACCUCCUCCCUUUCUUCCUCUGCCUGCAGGGACGGUUUACACCAGCACUGCUGAGCUUCUUCCCGCCAGAGAAGGGUCUCGUCUCACGUCUCCUGCCACACGCCCUCCAGGUCUACCUGCACAUGCUUGGCACCAACACAGCGCCUAAGCUGACUGUCAGCCAGACAGGGGAGCUCUGCUUUUCUAACAAGACAUGGGGGCGAAUCUCAGGUGUGAUGCUGUUAUCACUUUCACGUCUGGUUUGCUUUGUACUCCAGGUCCAUAGAUGUAACCUGCUCAUCCACACCAAUGAAGCUGUACAAGUUGUGAACGGGAUUCUGCAGAUUUGCUCCAACAGCAUUGUGCAGAUCCCACGACACUUCCUGUCGCUGUACUGUGAUCAAGCCCUGUUGCUGCUGGUCACUGGAGCUUUGAGACAGAUCAUCCUCCAUCCUACUCUCAGUCCAAUCAUACCUAUUCUGUGCACCUUCCAGCAGUCUCAGUAGGGAAGCCCAGACUUCCAGGGCACCACCUCCAAUUCCAGCGGGAGGACACCAAGGUGUUCCCAGGCCAGCUGUGAGACACAAUUCCUCCAGCGUGUCCUAGGUCUGCCCUGGGGCCUCCUCCCGGCCGGGCACGCCUGGAACGCCUCACCAGGGAGGCGGCAACUACAGUCAUGUAAAACAAAAUAGACCCUAAAGUGGGUCAUGGAUCCAUUCUGGAGAAACAUGUGGGCUCUCUGCUGGUUCUGGAAGUUGUGCGAUGACGACCUCCACGCCGCCAUCAUGCAAAAGAUCUAUCAGGAGCUGGAACACACAACUGAGGGCCCUGCAAGUUCUCUUCACUCCAUUAGACACCUUCUGGAUCCUCGCGCCAGAAACUGUGAGCAGUAAGACGUGUAGCUUUGCAGCGCUGUGUUUUAGCAGUAAAUGCCUGCAGCCCUUCCUUUCUCUAUGCACCCACGUCCCUUCCUCAGUCCCCUCAUGAAGACCACCUGCCAUUUUUUUUUACUUUACAAGCUGCUUUAGAGCCCCAUCCCUCCUUUGGCCAAAACCCGAAGUGCCAAUCAACCGCUUUGCAGAGACUGUAAAAAUAUUCUAUGGGUGAGAAUUCUGUGCUUAUGUUGAGGGCUCUUUUUAAGUAUGCAAUAUAUCAAACACUUUAUCAUUUCUUUGAAACACUGGCUUAGCAUGAGGGCAAAAACUAAAAAGUAGGGGUGUCCGAACUUUUUCCAAAAGCCACAUCCAGUAUGCUAUCAGUUCAAUAUAUUAUCAAUAAAUAUUUUUUUUAUUAUUUUUUUCAUCUAAAAUUUGAAUUAAUAUUUGAUCCAAAUACUAUAUAAAUAGACCAAUACAUGUUUUUCAUUUUUUAUUAUUAAAAUAUAAUGCUAGAUAAGAGAUUACUGUAAUUACUUUACUUUGGAUUACUUAGGUUUUCUAUAAAAAACAAAAAAAAUCCUGGCUAAUGUUUUUGUUCACUGAAAGAAAAAAAUAUCCCCUUGGGAAGUCAUAAUUUUCAGAUAAAAAGUCAAAAUUACAAGAUAAAAAGUCACAUUUUUGGAAGUCAAAAUGAGAUUAAAAAGCUGAAAUAAUGAGAUACGAAGGCUCCAGUGAAGAAGGCGACAUGUGUUAUCUCAAUUUCGACUUUUCGUCUCAUAAUUGUAAUUUACUAUUGGGAUAUGUGUCGCAAAUGUCCCUUGGGCCACACUUUGAACACCCCUGCUUUAAAGGACGCCGUGAUGAAGCAUUUUUGUGCCUUAUUUCUAAAUCUUUUAGGAAGACUUGCCAGAAGACUUGAAAAUCAGGUAUUAAACAGCCGAGACAGGAGAUGAGUGCAAUAAUUUAUUUUGAACAUGUUUUAUGAUCUGCUUGUGGCAGCCGUGUUUCUGUGGACGUGCAGCGGCACGUACGAGAAGCGUAACGCUGGCGGUCCGCGUCCGGCGUGGUGCUGCUUGAUGAGGUCAGACAGGAAACGCAUCACACUCAAGUCGCCCAGCACAGACGGGGAAGCCUUUCCGAGAUCGGGCUCUUCGGAACCGAACGUGAACAGCAGAGCCCGAUUGGCCAGCGCCGUCAGGCCGCUCUCCAGGUGCAGGAGGUAGGUGGCUCCACGCAGGAUGUUAGUGGAGCGGUCGGCCAGCGUCUUGACAAGCAAGCCGGAGUAGGACGGACAGCGCAGUGUCCUCUGGUCCAGGUCCAGCAGGCCCAGAUAACGACUGUAACGGGUCAGGGAGUGAAGCAUGGUGGAAGAUGGCGAGGAUGUUGACCUGAGCAACCACGAGAACAUGUCAGACACGCCACAAAAAACAUUCAAUUGGAUUAAAAAAAAACAAAUUUAAAAAUCACCUGUGGAUGCCAAUCAGCCUCCAGGUGAGCAGGUCGCUCAGCUGCAGGGGCGUGCUCAAACAUUUCAUCACCGCGCCGGGGGCAGGCAGGAAGAGGCUCAGUCCAUCCACCGUCUUCCUCACCAGACCCUCAUCGCCACCUACGACCACCAGCGGCCGGCCGCUCAACAAACAGAACACAGCGUGCUGGGAGAAGGAGUUUUGCUUGAGGAAGCGCAGCGCUCGUAGGCCCGCCUUCCUUCGCGUCCUUUUGUCAGAGAGGACCUUGCCAUGGACGCUCUGGUGUGGGGAGGGCGGGUCCGAGGAGCCGGCCAAGCUGGCGCUGUCCCACGCCUCAUCUGCUGCGCUGGGCGGCCUGAAGGGGGCAGAGGGCGGCAACCAUCGUUCAAUGUGGAGCGGUGUGCUAAAGUUCACCACGAGGUCAGGCAGAAUCUGAUCACUUGGACUACUUCCUGUUCCUUCACCAGCAAGGCUCCUCCCCCAAAGUGCCUCCUUCACUGUGACGUCACUGCUAACAAGUUUGUCAUCACAGGGUUUCAUUUUUGGGUCAUUUCUUGACUCCUCCCACUUCUCUGAGAAACCCUUACUGAGAGGCUGUGGCUCCACCUCUUCCUCUGUGAUGGCGGUGAGGUCUUCGGGGAUGAUGGACUCGGUGGUGCUCAGGACUUCGAUGCUGUCCUCGCUGUUGGCUCGUCUGGCAUAUCCUCUCACUCGUCUGGGGACCGCCUCCGACCCGCUACUCCUCGCAACGGGCACCUCAGAGUCUGAGGCAUCAUGCCGCUGCGUGCGAUACGAGCGCUCCGUCCCGAUCACUUCGAUGCUGUCACUGCUACUGACGCUUCCUGUCAUCUCCAUGGUGCCCUGCGGGUCGGGGGUCA
Messenger RNA from Dunckerocampus dactyliophorus (ringed pipefish), 3388 nucleotides. RefSeq lists its product as uncharacterized. The transcript is spliced from 9 exons. Lineage: Eukaryota; Metazoa; Chordata; Actinopteri; Syngnathiformes; Syngnathidae. The coding region runs from base 1 to 672 and encodes 223 amino acids. The record is from RefSeq and is a predicted model, not a curated record.